Trichosurus vulpecula (common brushtail) is the source of this 420-nucleotide messenger RNA. RefSeq names its product 40S ribosomal protein S17-like. The transcript is spliced from 2 exons. The record is from RefSeq and is a predicted model, not a curated record. Gene Ontology annotation, biological process: translation. Gene Ontology annotation, cellular component: ribosome. Lineage: Eukaryota; Metazoa; Chordata; Mammalia; Diprotodontia; Phalangeridae. Gene Ontology annotation, molecular function: structural constituent of ribosome. The coding region runs from base 1 to 396 and encodes 131 amino acids.
AUGAUAUUGACCAAGACCUCAAAGGAGGCGGCUAGAGUUGAAAAAUACUAUGCACGCUUGGGCAAUGACUUUUACACCAACAAGCAGGUGUGCAAGGAGAUCACCAUCAUCCCCAGCAAGGAGCUCUGCAACAAGAUCAAGGGAUAUGUUACUCAUCUGGUGAAUCAGAUCCAGAGAGGCCCUGUGAGAGGUAUCUCCAUCAAACUGCAGGAAGAAGAAAGAGAAAGAAGGGAUAACUAUGUCCCUGAGAUCUCUGCUUUGGAUCAGGAAAUCAUUGAAGUGGACCUUAAUACUAAAGAAAUGUUGAAACUCCUGGCCUUUGGCAGUUUGUCCAAACUGCAAGUUAUCCAGCCCAUAGUUGGGAUGAACUUCAAAACACCAAGAGGAGCUGUUUAAUAUUUACUUUUGCCUUCUUUCCAA